This is a messenger RNA of Purpureocillium takamizusanense, 5295 nucleotides long. Its product is annotated as RNA helicase. Gene Ontology annotation, cellular component: intracellular anatomical structure. The record is from RefSeq and is a predicted model, not a curated record. Bases 1436 to 4837 code for a protein of 1133 amino acids. Gene Ontology annotation, molecular function: ATP binding; RNA binding. Lineage: Eukaryota; Fungi; Ascomycota; Sordariomycetes; Hypocreales; Ophiocordycipitaceae. The transcript has 6 exons.
GCCGGAUGGAGCCGGCGGCAUCCACUGAAGCUCGAUGGAAGCCUCCAGCCGCCUGGAGGUGGCGCCUACAACUGCCGCCAGCUGAGGUAGAUGCACUGUAACUCGAGGUGCAUUACUGCUCCAGACGCUACCUAUGUGCCUUGCGCUAGGCUUGCUCCGGGUUCAUAGCGCUCUCUCUCUCUCCCAGGCAAAACCUCAACCUCGAAACCAUCCGACGUCACACUGCGACACCGCUCUCGCGCUUUUGCUCCGCCACGUCGGCUUCCCUCCGUGCGUGCACCACCAUGGCCGGCGCCAAGAAGAAGAAGAAGCCCGCCGCCAAUCCGGCCCGCGGCUUCGCGACAACGUCCAUUGCUUCCAAGCCACGCCCCGAGACUGCAGAGGCGGUGGAUGCAAAACCAGCGCCUGCCGGCACCGACAAAGCGAAUGGCGAUGCCCCUCCCCCAACCGUCGCUGCCCCGCCAUCAGCCGCCGCGACGGCCGGCGGCGGCGCCUCCCAACAGCCUCCGCCGCUGAGCGCCGAAGAGUUCGAGAAGCAGCUUGAGGAGUCUGCGCUGCAGCUCCUCGUCGAGAAGCAUGCCCAAAAGGCCAAGCGCGAUGCCCAGCGGCAGCGCUCGCGCCUCGAGACGGAUCGCCGCUUGUUGCGCAACCAGGCCGACACCGUCAACAUACCCAAGUGGCUUCCCCCCGAAUUGAUGGACUAUAUCCUCGACAUUAUCAAGGCCGAGACUCGCUUCGCUUCUUCUAGCAUAUCUACCGAAAGCGCCGGUACCGGCAAAAUCCCCUCCGAGGACGACUUGGUCCUGCGCCUGUGGACGUUGCGUCAGACCCUCGAAGCCGUCGGUUUUCCUGAGCCUCGGGUCGAGGCUGCGAUGCAGCAUAUCCUCGACAUCGCCGCCAGUGUCUCGAGUGCCUUCAAGGAUUCUAUCUGGGGUCUCGAGGAAGCCCUUGAUUGGUUGGCUCGUGAAUGCUCUCCCGAGGAGCUUCCUCCUUACGAGUUCAGGGGCAAACCCGUCCCCAGAGGUAUUGACGAUUUGAGGCAUCCCAGGCCUAGCUCUCCCCCCAAAAAACGAGUGCUCAUGUCCGAGUCAUAGAAACGCCGUCUGGCAGUCCAUUCCCUUCCCGGCCGCAUACGCCCAAGCCCGAGUCCCAUGGUGGUCGUCGCGGCAAGGACUCCAGCAGGUCCGGUGGUCCGGCCCGGCCCGGUAAGAGCCCGUCUAAAAAGUUGACCGUCACGUACGAUGGCGAAAUCGAGCCCGAGGAUUUGGUUCCUGAGUAUGUCUCGGCCAAGGCGAAACUACUGGAGCUCACACGCGGGCCGGUAGGGAAAGCCUCUGAACCGGAGAGCGAGGAAACCGAGCUUGCGAUCGCAAAGCUUGAAGCAAAGCUGCACAAGAUCGAAAACGACGUUUUGUUUGACAGAGUCAGCGCUGAGAUGAAAUGGAAAAGCGAGCGAGUAGUCGUCGAGAAACAGCUGGCAGCGGCGAGGAAAGACGCCCCGGAACCGACAUCAGAGGAGCCCAAGGCAUCUACUACGCCAGCAGAGGCCCAGGCAACGGAUGAGGAUGAUGUCACCGCCGAAGCAGAGCGAAUGGCAGCAGAAAUACUGGCUGGUGCCGACGACGACGACGACGACGACAUUGCCGGACUAUUCGCGUCACUGCCGCAACACGAAAUUGACCCCAGCACGGGCAAGGCACAAACAGUCAUCAACUCGUCAGAUGGCUCCAAGAUGAUUUUGCGAGACUUUGGAAAAUGGACAGGAGUCAGUCCCAGGCGAGUCUUGGAAGAGGCUUGUCGCGCAAGGGACGCGUCCGUCAAAAUCAGUUACACUGUGGUUUCAGAGGCCACGUUCGCGAGUCGUCAGUCCAUCGAUAUCUGGUGGACAAAACCUCAGGAGCCCCCAACGGCUAUGCCGGAAUCUGACGUCGAGGUCAUUGCCGAUCCAGCGCGCUUCACUUUCACGAUGCAACGGGUAGCUGCCUCCGAUGCAAAACAGUCAGAAGCCUACAUUGCAACAUCGGCGCUAUUCCACAUUUUCAGCGGCAACGCGAGAGAAGAAAAGGCCAACCUUCGACUACCAGCCGUAUGGAGAGACUUAUGGAACGAGCUGGCGGAGACAAAGAAGGAACAGCUCGAUUCCGAAGAUCGCGCUGUCGUCAGAUCGCUCAGAACAUUAGUCCGACAACGGCACGACCAAGAACUAGAAGACGGAGUCAUCUUGCAGGGCGCCUUCAGGGGUCGUGGCGGCAAGGCAGCGCAGGACUCAUCCGACAGCGCCGACCGGAAGAAGCCGCAGACACUGAACCCCGAAGAGUUCAAGAAGAUCUGGGCCGACAAGUCAGGCACACGCAAGUUUCAGCAGAUGCUGCAAUCACGAAUGCAGCUCCCAAUGUGGCAAUUCAGGCCACAGGUGCUGGAGGCCGUGGACAAGAACCAAGUGGUCAUCAUCUGCGGUGAGACCGGAUGUGGCAAGAGUACCCAAGUACCAGCCUUCUUGCUCGAGCACGAGCUUGCCCAGGGCAGACCUUGCAAGAUCUACUGUACGGAACCUCGGCGUAUCUCAGCAAUUUCUCUAGCCCGUCGCGUCAGUGACGAGCUGGGGGAAAACAAGAACGACCUUGGCACCAACCGUUCCUUGGUGGGCUACUCUAUCCGUCUGGAAGCCAACACGUCGCGCGAGACUCGCUUGGUAUACGCCACUACAGGUAUUGUCAUGCGUAUGCUCGAGGGCUCAAACGACCUCCGCGAAGUCACCCACUUGGUUCUCGACGAAGUGCACGAGAGAACCAUCGAUAGCGAUUUUCUCCUCAUUGUCCUCAAGCGUCUCCUUGUCAAGCGCAAGGACCUCAAAGUCGUGCUCAUGUCGGCAACCGUCGAUGCCGAGCGCUUCUCCAAAUACCUUAGUGGCGCCCCAGUCCUGAAUGUUCCUGGGCGAACAUUCCCGGUCGACGUGCGCUAUCUCGAAGAUGCAAUCGAAAUCACCAAAUACAAACCGACUAAUUCUCCAGCAGACAAGAUGAUUGAUCUUGACGACGAUGUUACUGAAGAGGAGAGCAACGGACCAAAGAGCGAUCUAUCACAGAGCCUUGCCGCGUACUCUCCCAAAACAAGAAACGCACUAUCUCAACUGGAUGAGUACCAUAUCGAGUUUGAUCUCAUUGUUCAGCUGAUGGCGCAUAUCGCGUCAGACUCUUCUUUGGAACCAUACAGCAAGGCAAUACUCGUAUUCCUACCGGGUAUAGCAGAAAUCCGAACUCUCAACGACCUUUUACUCGGGGACCCUCGCUUCGCCAAAGAAUGGCUGAUUUAUCCCCUACACUCAUCCAUUGCUACAGAGGACCAAGAGUCGGCUUUCCUCGUGCCGCCGCCAGGUAUGCGCAAGAUUGUUCUGGCUACCAAUAUUGCAGAAACUGGCAUCACUAUCCCUGAUGUGACUUGCGUCAUCGACACGGGCAAGCAUAGAGAGAUGCGUUUCGACGAAAGGAGGCAACUUUCGAGGCUGAUUGACACGUUUAUAUCUCGAGCCAACGCGAAGCAGCGUCGUGGUCGCGCCGGUCGUGUGCAAAACGGUCUUUGCUUCCACAUGUUUACAAAGUAUCGCCACGACAAUGUCAUGAGCGAUCAGCAGACACCUGAGAUGCUACGCCUUUCGUUGCAAGACCUUGCCAUCCGCGUCAAAAUUUGCAAGAUUGGUGGCAUCGAGGAGACGCUUGGAGACGCGCUAGAUCCCCCUUCGGCCAAGAACAUACGGCGAGCCAUCGAUGCUCUAGUCGAUGUGCGCGCCCUGACCCCUGCCGAGGAACUCACCCCUCUCGGCCACCAGCUUGCCAGGCUACCCCUCGAUGUCUUUCUAGGGAAACUGAUCCUCCUCGGAACUGUCUUCAAGAGCCUGGACAUGGCCAUUACUGUUGCCGCAAUCCUGUCAUCCAAGUCGCCCUUCUCUGCGCCCUUUGGACAGCGAGCCCAGGCAGACAACGCUCGCAUGGCGUUUCGCCGAGCCGACUCCGACCUGCUCACCAUCUACAAUGCCUAUAUUGCGUGGAAGCGCGUGUGCCAGGCCAACAGCGGCCUCGGCAAGGAGUUUCAGUUUUGCCGCAAGAACUUUUUGAGCCAGCAGACGCUUGCCAACAUUGAGGACCUCAAGGGACAACUGCUAGUGUCACUGGCCGACUCUGGGUUCCUGUCUCUGACUGAGGACGAACGCCGGGCGCUCAAGGGUCAACGCUUUCAGGGCGGACGCGGACGUCGCCAGCAAAAUUUCUUCGAGGUGCCGCACAGAGUGAACAUCAACAGCGACAACGACCUGGUGUCUUCCUCCGUUAUCGCCUGGAGCUUUUACCCGAAGCUGCUCGUCAGGGACACCCCCGGGAGCAAGGGCCUCCGCAACAUUGGCAACAACCAAAAUAUCAGUUUGCAUCCAUCAUCGGUUAAUCGUGGCCGCUUGGAUGUCAAGUGGCUGUCUUACUAUCACAUCAUGCAGUCCAAGACAGUCUACCAUGCUCACGAAACAACCGCCUGCGAGCCAUUCGCCAUCGCCCUCCUCUGCGGCGACGUGCGCUGCGAUAUGUUCUCCGGCGUCAUCGUCCUCGACGGUAAUCGCGGGCGCUUCGCUCUCCCUGACUGGAAGUCGAUGCUUGUCGUCAAGGUUCUCCGCACGCGCCUGCGCGAGCUCCUCACGCGCUCCUUCCGACAGCCCGGCAAGCUGCCCACCGCACAGCAGGAGAAGUGGCUCGAUGUCUGGCAGCGCCUCUUCUCCCAGGACAACGGCACCAGCGGCGGCAUACAGGCGCAGGAUGCGCGCGCUGGCGCAUCAGUCGCCUCGGGCAGGGCAUAGGUUGCCAGGCUGCGGCUGUACGGGGCCUCAAGGUCGGAGGGAUCGGGCUUGUAGAAUCGAUGCGUGGUGGUAGUGUCUCGAUUGUGGGGUCAAGGCAACGGCGAUGUGAGUGUCACGUCCCGGUCCUGGGUUCUGCUCUGGAUGCCAGCCCCCCCCCCACCCACCAGGAACAAGGCGAUAGAACUAGUCCUUUCAUGGAGAGAGGUCGAGAGAGAAGGCUACAUACAGCAUGGCCUUCGGCUCAUAAAAGAGAGCCCCCAGCGACCGGUACGCGGAACCAACGAAGAGGACGAAGGGAAAUGGCCACCACCUCGUCCUCGCCCACGGGCCAUGCAUAGAUAGAAGAAACGGCAGGGGGGGCAGCGCUACGCCCCUCUCUGUGGCCAAAUAGACGCAUAGUGACUCUUCCCACGGGAAGAGAAAAGAGAACCCCAAUAAGAGAAAGAAACUAUAAAGAG